Molecule: messenger RNA, 5555 nt
Organism: Osmerus eperlanus (European smelt)
Lineage: Eukaryota; Metazoa; Chordata; Actinopteri; Osmeriformes; Osmeridae
Gene: socs5b
Product: suppressor of cytokine signaling 5b
Exons: 2
Coding region: 410-2092 (560 amino acids)
Biological process (GO): phosphatidylinositol phosphate biosynthetic process; intracellular signal transduction
Cellular component (GO): phosphatidylinositol 3-kinase complex
Molecular function (GO): 1-phosphatidylinositol-3-kinase regulator activity
Source: RefSeq, a predicted model, not a curated record
UGCUUUUCCCAUUGGACUUCAAUGAUGCCAUUCUUUACCCGCCAGCAAUCCACUGAACGCCUCUUCAAUUCUUCUCUCGGCUUUGCUUAGCGACCGUCAUAUUGGCUGUCAGGAACAGAAACGACCACGGGCUUGAUGCAGUUUCGGCCAUGAGAAAAAAUAUGCGAUUUUCUGUUGUUCGCGGUACUUUCAGAAGUCAAAAUUAAAAACAGAUUAUGGUUUUUAGGCAUUUGAAAAUCAAAAGCUUUCGGAAUGAUAUUGAAAACGUCCCGCAUACAUUUGCUGUUUCGUCCGACACCGUGGACCGCAAGGGGGAUAAGCCUGACUUCUUUUGAUAGCCAUUUUUUGCAGACAAAGAGAGCGGUUGAGUAGCGGUUCCUAAAGACAAAAGGGUCUUGGCCUCCUAUCCAUGGAGAAAGUGGGCAAGAUGUGGAGCAACCUGAGGAGCAGAUGCCAGACCCUCUUCCACAGCGAUGGUGCGGGACCUAGCAGCGAGAGCAGCGUGGAGGUGGAUGGUGUCCACUGCGUGGUCGACCUCGGUCGGGGAGGCACCGCAGGCGAGUCCCAGGCUUCCCGGGCCUCCAGCCCGUCUCGGAGCCUCCUGCCUCUCCCUCUGGUGACGGCGGGCCGCCGUCACAACUGUGUGUCAGACAUCCCUCAGAUCGUGGAGAUCACUAUAGACAAGGACAGCGAGGAUGUGAGGGGGAGCCCUGGGGGGGUCCCUCUGGCCCGGAGAGACUCUUACUCUCGGCACGCACCUUGGGGGGGCAAGAAAAAACACUCGUGUUCCACUAAGACCCAGAGUUCCCUCGAGGCGGACCGGCGGUCGGGGCGCUCCCGGGGGGCGUCCAGCCGCAGGGACCGGCGCUACGGCGUGAGCUCCAUCCAGGAGAUGGCUGACUCAGGGGCCGGGGGCCGCAGCCUCAGCGCCCGCUCUCUGCGGCAGCGUCUGAGCGAGACGGUGGGCCUGUGCCUCCCCCUGCCCCCCCGCCGGCGCUCCCGCUCCUCCAAGAUCCCGGUGGCCUCCAAACGCAAGAUCCACCUGACGGAGCUGAUGUUGGAGACCUGUCCCUUCCCGCCGGGCUCGGACCUCGCCCACAAGUGGCACCUCAUCAAGCAGCACACGGCGCCCGUCAGCCCGCAUUCCUCCACCGCGCUGCUGGACGCCUUCGAUCCGGCCCACCCCUCCCCGGAGGACGAAGAAGAGCGCCUGCGCGAGCGCCGCAGGCUCAGCAUCGAGGAGGGCGUGGACCCGCCGCCCAACGCCCAGAUCCACACCCUGGAGGCCUCCGUGCAGGGCUCCUCUCUGUACAAACUGGGACCAAAGAUGGCCCCCUGCACGGCCGAGGCCUCGGGGGAGGCCCGCGGGGCCAGCUCAUCGGCAGGGUCCACAGCGUCGGGGUCGUCGUUGCAGGUGCUCGGCGGGGCGUCGUCUCUGGACUGCGACUCGGAGGAGGACUCCACCACCCUCUGCCUGCAGGCCCGCCGGCCCAAGCAGCGCCACGCCUCCGGGGAGGGUCACCUGAGCCGCAGCCAGCCGGGGCCCUGGAAGGUGCACACCCAGAUCGACUACAUCCACUGCCUGGUGCCCGACCUGCUGCAGAUCACAGCGCUGCCCUGCUACUGGGGCGUGAUGGACCGCUACGAGGCUGAAGCGCUGCUGGACGGCCGCCCCGAGGGCACCUUCCUGCUGCGCGACUCGGCUCAGGAGGACUACCUCUUCUCCGUCAGCUUCCGCCGCUACAACCGCUCGCUGCACGCCCGCAUCGAGCAGUGGAACCACAACUUCAGCUUCGACGCCCACGACCCCUGCGUGUUCCACUCGUCCACCGUCACGGGCCUCCUGGAGCACUACAAAGACCCCAGCGCCUGCAUGUUCUUCGAGCCGCUGCUCACGGCGCCGCUCCACCGGACCUUCCCCUUCGGCCUGCAGCACCUGGCCAGGGCCGCCAUCUGCCGCCAGACCACUUACGACGGCAUCGGCGGCCUGCCGCUGCCCCCGGCCCUGCAGGACUUCCUCAAGGAGUAUCACUACAAACAGAAAGUGCGCGUGCGCUGGCUGGAGAGGGAGCCCCCACUCAAGGUCAAAUAGCGUGGGGGGUCGCCCGCGGCCUGCCCGGGCGCACUCAUGGGGCUGGAGGAGUCCAGACUAGAGAACCUUCCCAUCAGCCACCCGGAGAGGCCGACACUGGCAUGGCUCUCCAUCAGGCAGGGGGGAGGAGUUUAGGUGAAAAUGAGCUAUACCAGAUUCAUUCUAAUCUCUUAUUGUUUUAGUUAUUACUUACGUCACAUGGAAUACAUACGUAUGAUUAUAUUCAGUAUAACGCUGUCUGGCAAGCACAUGGUUUUUAGCGUUGAACAGGUUUUUAUGGAAAGGGAGAGGGAAGCAAGUAUGCUUGGCCUCCCACUCCCUCUUUUAUCUCUCUUUCUCUUUUGGUUCUUUGUGUCUGCCUGAUCCCAACAGCAUUACCCUGCCUGUUGACCUGCCUGCCCCCCCCCCCCUCCCCCUGCCUCCACUUCGGCCCACAGGGUUAGCUGUGCUGUACAGUCCACUCUCUCACCCAUUCACUUCUCCUACUGGAUUACGCACCAAGAAGAGCAGUCUAGAGGGGUUGGUGAGACGAGAACAGGGUUUCCACUCUGGCUUAACUCUUUUACUACAAAGUUCCAAACUCCCUCAAGGCUCAGCCCGUGACUCCUCCUUAUCGUAUGAACACGUACCUAGCCACCGUGUUUCAGAAGCUUGAAGUCAUAUCACCAGCCAUGGCUCACAGGUCUGGAGGGAGAGGUUUGUAGCCGAUGACGGCUUCUUUCAAGCUUGGCUUCUCUCCCCUCUCACAGAGAGCGAGGCAUACACAGGUGUGUGUUAGUGUUAACGGUCGCCUAUAUUGCAGGGUACUGAUCUUGCAGGCCUACAUUUAGUUUUCUCAACACUUUCUUGAAGCAUAGGCCAAUGGCCAUGCCCCGCCCCCAUGGACGGUAUAGGGACACUGUUUUCAAUGAACAAAUAUUUGUUUUCGUGCUCACAGCAGUCUCGUCAGUGGUUCACAACUGGCAACAGGCACUUUAAUUGUGUGCAUGCAGUGUGGUCGUGUACCUUUACAUACACACACACACACACAAAAACAUACUCAGUCCACAGAUGCUUCAGGUGUGCGAUUGCGUUAGCCAGUUACAAUCUGACUGGUUUCUUUACGAAGCUGCUUUACGGUGUCUGAGAGGCUGUCUCCCCCCACAUCCCGCCUGGGCCCAUCUCAGUGGCAUCCUCCAUUACAUUUAUUCAUUUAGCAGACUCCAUGCUGCUCACUCUAAAUGAUUCAUGACUAAUGUUUAGUCACCCAUUGACCCCUAAGAAUACUCUACUCUGCUCCCUGUGUGCGUGUGCGCGUGCUGGUUUGCUAGCGGUCGUUUGUGUGCGGGGGGCUAAAUAUCUGCACAGUCAGCACCCUCCACCCUCCAUUGAUGUUCCGCACACUGUUAUCUCAAAAUCCUCCCCCUCUUUCCCCUUCCUUGCAUAACGACACCACCAUUAUCCCUCCGCUCGGUGAACUCUGUUUACUUGGGCUACGUAACCCAGACUGCUAGCCAUGUCCACAAACGAGUAGGCCUACAUUGUGAAAGCUUGCGUGAGGAAGAAAAUUAGACAAACAAAAGUGUGACCUCUGUGCCUUUUUUCAGAGAGCCUCAACUGUCACGUUGAAUGAGGCAGCCUGUUUCUCUUCUGUCUGAGCCUGGUGCAUGAAAUGUUCCAGUGUUUUCUAUUCUGACGCUCUCUAAAGAGGCUGAGGAUGAGGAAGGGGGGGGGGAUUAAGAGCUCUGAGCUCGCGCUCUCUCUAACGUUCAAGGUGCUGCACACUCGUUAUCUGGGGAAAUCUGGUGGCGCGUUUGGCAGUGGUGCUAUUCCCCCACCCCCACCCCCCUUCUGUGUUGAUUAGUACAUCUGGAACCUAGUCAUAGCUGUGUCCUCCACUUUAGGUAGCAUGCUUCCCCGUCCUACCUGGCACUAUUCCCUUUGUCCUGGUGCUGAAUCUCAGAGGAACUAGCAAUCCUGGUCUGGUCUCGUCCAUUGUACCCUGAAGAUCUUAACUAUCAAGAGUAAACAUCAUUUCCGAAUGGAAAAAGAUUCAUUUCAAAGGCGUCCAGGUAAUAAUGUUUCUAUUGAAACGCAAGACUGGAGGUGGUAGUGAUGGGGCAGGGCGGUGUCAGGAACUGGCCUACAGACACAGUGUCUGUAACGGCACAGCUAUAGAGACACACAGGCUUGCGUCUGUAAACCCCAUGUGCAACUUCACAAAAUAUGGGGGAACCUGCAAAGAACAUGUUUGAGAAUCCUAUCUGUAAGCAAUGUAUACUAAUAUAGUUCUAACUAAUAUGUGAUGCCCAUGAUUUUUUUUAAUCCUGGUUUGGAAAGACCUAAUCUCAGCUCCUGUCUCUGAUUUAUACUGUAGAGCUGUUUAUUUUAACUACCCGCAACCAAUCAAAGCUACUGUGUGUGGAAUGUGGGUGUGUGUGUGUUGAGGGUGGGCUGUGUUCAGCCUCAUCAGAGAGAGAGAGAACCAUAAAUGAAAAUGUGCAAUGCCUUUUUGAAGGGCGUUCAUAAAGUGAAGCGUCUGAGUAUCUGUGACCAAAGCUCUGUAGUUGGAAGGCGUUGCACACAGGAGCUGAUGUAGUGAAGCUUGCCACGGUGUCAGCAAUCUGUAGGAUGUUCUCAACAACUGAACAAACAUUUCAAUAACAGCCGACUGGAGCAUUAGAAGAGAUGUGCCUGGUUGUCUAGGACAGGUCUAAAAGAACAGACAUUACAUACCACCCACCCACCCCCCUCCCCCCCCCCUUCCUCAUCACCACCUCAAACCCAGAACAGCUUUUACCAACCAAUCGUCUCUGCCAAGCCUAUAAUAGCGCUCUGGUCUGUCACCAAGUGAGAGAUUGUUAUUUAUUUUGGGGGGGUUUUGAAGGGAAAAUGGAAGUUCUGAUUUGACUGUUUUCAUUAUUGGAUGUGUUGCAAUGGCUCAAAUCAGCUAAUGUCUCAUAAAUCCUCCCAUAUGUGUUCUGAGUUCAGUCAUACCAAACCCACAUUCAGUCAGAAAACCUUUCCCAUCUUGCACUUUUAUUUUAUUUUAUUUUUAGAAAGCUUGAAUAUUGCAUGUCGACCGCAAAUUAGUGCUCAUGAUGGAAUGACAGAAGGGCUGGUGGAGUAGAGAGAGAUGACGACUUACAUGGGGUUUCUGUUCUAACAUUCAAACACAGACACCCUCUCUUCCUCUAUGCCACCUGUCUACUAUGCUACCGUUUAGUACUAGCUAGCUACUCCUGGCACUGCCCCUCCCCACCCACGGGCACUAAUCAUGGGCUAAAUUUACCUCUCUGGGAGCUAAAUUUACCAGGCACUAAAAGGGCCACUCUGUGUUUUCUAAUGGGUGCUGUGUGACUUGGUGAGGGAGAGUUUAUUUUUUAUUUUUGGUGCUCUCUUUUUUUAACCCCCACCCCCUUUUUUCUCUUUCUCUCUAUUCUUUGACCACAUCCUCAACAUGUCCCUGCUGAUGCUGGGAUAG